This is a messenger RNA of Heteronotia binoei (common prickly gecko), 3574 nucleotides long. RefSeq names its product inhibitory synaptic factor 2A (gene INSYN2A). The record is from RefSeq and is a predicted model, not a curated record. Gene Ontology annotation, biological process: inhibitory postsynaptic potential. The transcript has 6 exons. Gene Ontology annotation, cellular component: postsynaptic density. NCBI's taxonomy places the organism in Eukaryota, Metazoa, Chordata, Lepidosauria, Squamata, Gekkonidae. Bases 744 to 2363 code for a protein of 539 amino acids.
GCCUGCAUCCGAAGGAACCCAAGAACUCUCCCUAGCGGAGAGCCGGCGCCAGUUCCGUCUCUUCUCCAGCGAGAUACAUACACACACGCACGCACGCGCGCUCACACACACACACACCAAGCGCCAGCAAAACAGCACACGCUCCUUUUCCCUCAUGCAUUUCCAAAAGUAGGAGGCAACCGCGCUUGCCCGAACCCUCUGCCUGCAAGCCAGGACGACUACAGAGAAUGCUUCAAAGUGAACAGGUCUGGAAUCCGGGUUUGGAACGGCUGCUGCUGAAAGGACUCCCGCCACCCCCUUCUUCGGCUUCCGCCCCAUAACAGCCUCUUCUUCUCUCCCCGCCCUCCCUCCCCGCUUUAUCGGAUCGGAUCGGAUCGGAGAUCUCACUGAAGGCAGCUGCAGUAAAUGAGGACAUUUGCAGGACUGCGUGGCCGCUACUGCUCUAACAACUGCCCUCCAGUCACGGCUGAAUUAAUAUUUCACUGCGAAAUCUAACGACGAGAAGGAAGGAAGAGGAGGCAGUCCGUGGUGGUCGUGGGUGACCAAGUCUCCGGGAAGCAAUUCCCUCCCCCCCCCCCCCCCCAAAAAAUCCCCUUUGGUGUUAUCUUGCAGCAGAUGCUCUUACAAGAGUGGAUUGUUGCUCUGCAAGCUUGCAGAAGUGAGCUGGGAGAGAUGCAUCAUCGCAAAGGAACUGCACAGACCUUUACUUAUUUGUAAGGAAGCGUAGUAAGGCAAGUGGCAAGAUGGCUAAAGGGACUGAUAAUGAGAUGUGGAAUCUUUCAUCUCCAGCCUCACAAUCUCUCAGUGAUGAAGGAACCAUGAUGAGUAAGGACCCCAGCAAAUGCUUGCUUACAGCCUCUGAAAGUGAAGUUGAUCCAGCGACAUCGCUUGCCUUAGAGAUGAAAUAUGCACUGGAUUCCAAUCGGCAGAUCAAGAAAAGGAACAAAGCCCUACAGGUGAGAUUCAAAGACAUCUGUGAGGCCCAGAACGAACAGCGGGACAAGCAGCUUUCUACAUUACAGCAGACAGACAAAAAGGAAGCAAAGCCCAUCACUUACAGAGCAGCUUACCGGAAAUAUAUGACAGUGCCUGCCCGGAGAUCAAUCCCUAAUGUUACUAAGAGUACAGGAGUUCAGACUUCACCUGAACUUAAAAAGUGUUACCAGACAUUCCCUUUGGACCGGAAAAAGGGGAAUAUCAUCAAAAGCAUAGCUUCUGUUGACACUUUUCCCAGUCAAAACAAUGGAUUCCUAAUAGAUGUUAAAGAUAAAGACAGCAGAAUCUCAGGGGAGGCUGCUCAGUGUAGCAAGAAAGUCACUGGAUUUGUGACAGCGGAGUUUAUUUCCCAUACUAAUGAACGGAUGAAUGCAAUAGAGCAGCCUUCUAGUGACAAUUGUUCAGAGACAUGUAGAAGCACUGAUUUGCACAGCUGUACUAAAGAACCUCCUUCUCUUCAAAACUCAGCAGCUUCUGUUUCAGAAGAGCCUGAUUACCAGCUGCAUGACAAAGCAAAACACCACACAGGGCCGUUGGGGAACGAGGAAGCUCAUCCAGCCACCCAUGGAAAAGUGUUCAAGACCGAAGUAGCUUCUGUCUACUUGCCUGAAUCCAGUUCACACACCUCACAGACUGACCUGCAAAAUUCUGCAGCAGGGAAUGAAUGGUCUCUGUGCCCAGCUAAGGAGGACAAAAAAAGAACAGUGCAUCUUAAUGGCCUGCAAUCACAAGCCGUAAGUGCAGCUCAGGCCUGUUCGACGCAGGCACAGUGCCAGUCGACUGAAUGUAAUGAACAGACCCUUCAGAUACAUGUUUCACCUAUGGAAGGAAAUCAGCCUUGUCAGACAGCAGUCGCUGUGAGUGAAGGAUGUCAACAAAUCGUGCCUCACACAGAAGUGGUAGACUUGAAAGCACAGCUACAGAUGAUGGAGAACUUGAUCAGCUCAAGUCAGGAAACCAUAAAGGUCUUGUUGGGUGUUAUUCAAGAGCUGGAAAAAGGAGAAGCUCACAGAGAAGGAUAUUGUUCCAUGGGGAAAAACCUUAUGUCGAAAUCGGACCUUGACUAUGUAAUGAAAGCUUCUUCUCAUUUGUUGAGACUUGAUCCAUUAAAGCUUUCAUAUCGGACUGGUCAAGACACAUCUAACUGUGACACAUGCAGGAACAGUGCAUGUAUAAUCUAUAGUGUGGAAUUAGAUUUUAAGCAACAAGAAGACAAACUACAGCCAGUUCUGAGAAAACUUCAUCCUAUUGAGGAAACUCAGGUUGCACCUUUGCCUUAUUCCCAGGAGAGUUACUCCUCAACUCCUAAGCAAAAAUCCAAAACUGAAUCAAAAAAGCACGGAAGAUGGAAACUCUGGUUUCUUUAACUAAAUCCAUAGUAUAUGGAAUUUAAGGUCUUCUUUGAAAACAAAAGUUGUGGAUUUUUAAAAAAUGGAUCUUGGUAAUUUGAACAGGAGACAGUCAGCAAGUGUUAAUCUGACUAUGUUAUGGAAGCAUUCUGUUCUCACCAUAUGUACCAAAAAGGCCUUUGUACCUAUGAACUAACUUUCAGGAGCAAGGCAUUCAAAUCACACCUUGCCAACUUUUUAUUCAAAAUUCACCAGUGUGGGAUGUAAAAAAAAUAAAAUCAGGAUAGAAAUUCAUGUUAGCAAAGAUGAAAGUAAAACUACUCUCCCCCAAAUCCCUUAAAUCCACAUUCAUUUUGAUUCACAUUUUAAUGUCAAACUGCCAUCUUGUUCACAUCAGUACAGUUUAUAUUAGCAUAUCAGUAAAGAAUUUCUGCAAAGGAAAAGAGCAAGCCUUUUGUUCCAAAAGGACUCCAUUGUUACAUUGCAUUCCAAAUAUGCUGCGGAUUGGGUAGUGCCAUUUUCAGCACAUAAUAUCCUGAGGAAAGCACAAUAUUUUCAAAUGGUCUGAAACCAUGAACAAUCUUCAAGAUGUGAUUAUGUGUAUACUUGCCUUUAUGUGCUGUAGCAUUAAGCCAAGUGACUGCAUCUCAGUGAAAUGCUGGCACCUUUGAUUUAGUGUCCUCUUCCAUCACUAGUCCUACUGCUCACUCCAGAUGGUGAGCAGUCAAAAGCCACCCAAAGUCAGGACAUGCCUUUAAUCACUGCAAGUUGACAGGGUCAAAGCUAGGGGCACUAAGCUCUCUUAGAUAUCAUUUUUAAUCUGUUGGUACCCAACAGCUAAAAUUGUGUGUUCUGGCAUCAUAUUUAUUGGGGGGGGGGGGGGAGAGAGAAGAAAUAGAUAACAUUAAGUGACAGAUCAUUGGCAGCUGCCACAAUUUAAUACUGUUUUGUAGUUCAAUCUUGAAAAAACACUCUACACUAAUGACACACUGUGCCAGAAGUUUUAUAACGUGUCGUGCUUUUUAAAAGUUCACAAAUGCCAGGCAGUUUUAUUUAGUGCAUCAGAGAAAGAUAUCCAAUCCAACCAUUCCAGUGCACAUAUUUAGUUCAGUAUUAGCAGACCAGUACUUUGAAUGGAAAUACUGUGAAAUCGUGCUAUUUUAAGAGCAAGAUGCAAAGAUUGCCCUCAGAAACAACUAUGGUAACAAGCAAGGUAAAGUAAAACACUU